Molecule: messenger RNA, 2245 nt
Organism: Aedes aegypti (yellow fever mosquito)
Lineage: Eukaryota; Metazoa; Arthropoda; Insecta; Diptera; Culicidae
Gene: Pgi
Product: glucose-6-phosphate isomerase
Exons: 4
Coding region: 344-2029 (561 amino acids)
Biological process (GO): gluconeogenesis; glucose 6-phosphate metabolic process; glycolytic process
Cellular component (GO): cytosol
Molecular function (GO): carbohydrate derivative binding; glucose-6-phosphate isomerase activity; monosaccharide binding
Source: RefSeq, a predicted model, not a curated record
GAAGAAACACUGUCCGUAUUUACCAGCCCAAAGUUGUCGCAACCGGAGGUGCCUCCCAAGCAGUUAUUCGGCAACUUCAUUCCACAGAGAAAGAUCCACUGGUGACCACCACCAGAGUUUUGGCGCUAGAUCCCUUCUGGAAACCUACAUCUGAGUCCAGUCAGUCUUAGGGUAACUCUUCAAGGAUACGCACGGAUUCCUCGCAGUGCAAAUUGAAUCCCCUCGCUUUUGUUGGCGAUAGACAAGUGGUGCAAAGUGGUAUUACAAAUCGGUUGGUCACUGUGACCUAGUCGUCUUUUGUGUGUGGUGUCGUUUGAAAGCCGAAAUCGUAUAGUGCUGCAAGAUGUCCAACAAGGUGCUAUUAUCCGAAGACUCUGUCUACCAGCAGAUCCAGCAAUAUUAUAAGGAGCAUGGUGCUUCGAUUAACAUUAAGAAGAUUUUCCAAGAGGACGAUAUUCGUUUCGAUAAGUUCAGCCUAAAACUGAACACGCCUAAGGAUGGGGAAAUUUUGCUGGAUUACUCCAAGAACCGUAUCACCGACGAGGCCUGGAACAUGCUGCUGGAGCUGGCCGAAUCGCGAGAUGUGGUCAAAACCCGUAACGAUAUGUUCAACGGCGAACGUAUCAAUAUCACCGAGAACCGAGCGGUGCUGCAUAUUGCGCUGAGAAAUCGUUCAAAUAAACCGAUCAUGGUUGAUGGUAAGGAUGUAAUGCCUGAAGUCAAUGGCGUUCUGGAGCACAUGAAGGAGUUUACCGAACAGGUUCUGAAUGGAGUAUGGCGCGGCUAUACCAAUAAGAAAAUCAGCGAUGUGGUCAACAUCGGUAUCGGUGGUUCGGAUUUGGGUCCACUGAUGGUCUCGGAGGCUCUGAAGGCCUACAACACCGGUAUUCGUUCUCAUUUCGUAUCCAACGUCGAUGGUACUCAUAUUGCGGAAACCUUGAAGAAGCUGGACCCAGAAACGACUCUGUUCAUUAUUGCUUCUAAGACGUUUACCACUCAGGAAACCAUCACCAAUGCCACUGCCGCCAAGCGGUGGUUCUUGGAGCGCUGCGGUGAGCAGGAGCAUGUGGCCAAACACUUUGUCGCCCUGUCCACCAAUAAGGAGAAGGUCGCUGCCUUCGGCAUCAACACCAAGAACAUGUUCGAAUUCUGGGACUGGGUUGGUGGACGUUACUCGCUCUGGUCCGCCAUCGGACUGUCCAUUUCGCUGGCCAUCGGAUUCGACAACUUCGAAAAGCUGCUGGACGGUGCCCACUACAUGGACAACCAUUUCCUGAAUGCUCCUUUGAAUGAAAAUGCUCCGGUCAUUUUGGCCCUGAUGGGCAUUUGGUACUCGAAUUUCUACGGAGCGGAGACACACGCCCUACUGCCCUACGAUCAGUAUUUGCACCGCUUUGCCGCCUACUUCCAGCAGGGCGAUAUGGAAAGUAACGGCAAGGGUGUGACCAAGGCCGGAAAGCGAGUGAACUUCAACACUGGUCCAAUCGUGUGGGGAGAACCCGGCACCAACGGACAGCAUGCGUUCUACCAGCUGAUUCAUCAGGGCACCCGUCUGAUUCCGUGUGACUUCAUCGCACCGGUCUUCACCCACAACCCGGUGGAGAAUGGUGGCAUGCAUAAGAUUCUGCUGGCCAACUAUCUCGCCCAGACGGAAGCGUUGAUGAUGGGCAAAACCGAAGAGCAGGCCCGUGCCGAGUUGGAAAGUGCUGGCAUGUCCGGCGAAAAGCUAGAACAGCUACUGCCGCACAAGGUCUUCACCGGAAACCGCCCGACCAAUUCGAUCCUAGUGAAAAAGAUCACGCCAUUCGUGCUGGGAGCGCUGAUUGCCAUGUACGAACACAAGAUCUUCACCCAGGGUGUCAUCUGGGACGUGAACUCGUUCGACCAGUGGGGCGUCGAGCUGGGCAAACAACUGGCCAAGGCCAUCGAAGUCGAUCUGAAUGAUUCGAACAAGACUACCUCGCACGAUUCGUCCACCAACGGAUUGAUCAACUUCAUCAAGGUCCACUGGGAACAGGAUGGAAUCUAAGCAUGUUAUCUCAAACGAAGUAAGAAAAAGUACACAUAUUAUGGUUAAUGUUAUCGAAUAUAUAAAUAAAACUUAAAUUAUUCUUGGACGUACGUUCGUUUAAAUAUAGUUGAUUGAAAUUACUAAACGUAGCACAGCAUUGCAACUCUAAUUGGCGGAAACUUAAAAACAGAUGCUUUCUAUAAUAAAGAUGAAACAAACAUGUUUGAAAAAAAA